This is a messenger RNA of Suillus subalutaceus, 3397 nucleotides long. RefSeq names its product CHAT domain-containing protein. Gene Ontology annotation, molecular function: protein binding. Lineage: Eukaryota; Fungi; Basidiomycota; Agaricomycetes; Boletales; Suillaceae. The transcript is spliced from 8 exons. The coding region runs from base 42 to 3281 and encodes 1079 amino acids. The record is from RefSeq and is a predicted model, not a curated record.
CCCAUCCUCAAUCCCUGGUCGUUUUGCUUCAUCGCACUAUCAUGCCCGGUAGCUUAGAAGGCCGAUAUAUCAGACUUGAUUAUCAGUGGAAAAAAUAUCAAAGUUCCCUCCUUGCGCACCCCGCAGGCAUCCAUGUGUCCGUCAAUCUCGACUCGAGCAGACGCUGGAAAUCAACAAUCGGUGUCCUAUCAUCCGACGAAUCUAUAACGUGGCGCGAUAGUGUGACCUUAUCAUCAGAUGCGUCACCUACGUUAUCAGUGGAGAUCAGGGCUUCCUUCGAGCUCGAUUGCAUGCUAGGCAAUGGAGAAGUUGUCGGAAAACUUGACAAAUCAUGGGAUGAGCUGCUAGAUCAUGGAAAUGAGCCUUUCGACAUCUCGUUUCCGUCUGUUCACUCUUCCCUCACACUAAAGGCCACGGUUCUACAUGACUGUGACUAUCAGGACAGCGCACUGCCUGACUCCAUCGUUGAGUGUCAGAUUGCUCAAGACACGGAUGCGGGCCAUGAACGAUUUGCCACAUACGUGACAAGCAAGACGGUCUCUCACCUGAAUGAUGCUGUAAAGCAUUUUCAGUUGGUCCUGGACCAAUGUCCGGUCGGCCAUCCUCACCGAGCAGCGGCUCUCACAAACCUCGCGAUUUUCAAUGACAUCGACUCUAUCACUUCUCUCUUCCGCGAAGCCCUUGCAUUGCGUCCACAUGGCCAUCCCGAUCAUCCAUUAUCCAUCUAUCACCUCCUUAAAGCGUUGAUCUGGCGCUACAGCAAAGAGAACUUCGCCGUCGUCUAUAUCCAGGAAUGCGCGCAACUGUCCUGCAAGCUAUUGACCCUCUGUCCAGAGGGCACUCACCUUCACGCAUCCGAUGAAGGGAUCCACCUUCGACGAGUCGUACUCGAGCUUUGUCCUCUGGGCAGCGCACACCGUCCGAAAGCACUCGACAACCUUGCGCAGGCAGUUGAAGCACGCUUUGACCAGCGCGGCACCAUUGAUGAUCUAGCAGAGAGCGUACAACAUAAGCGUGAAGCCGUUUCUCUGUGCCCCGAGGGACAUUCUGAACGCGACACCUACCUGAAUAACUUGGCCUACGCACUCCAGUCCCGCUUUAAUCACCAAGGCAACUCAGAUGACCUCAAUGAGGCCAUCUCUUUGUAUGAAGAAGCGCUGCGCCUGUGCCCUGUUGGGCACAAAUCUCGUGAUUUCUCAUUGAACAACCUAGGAGCUGCCCUCUACACCCGUUUCGACCAACGCGAUGAUGUUAACGACAUCAUCAGAUUCAUCAGCCUCCAGCGCGAGGCACUGACGUUGCGCCCCGCCUGGGAAUCCAUAUCAUAUGAGAAAUUAGAUGCCAGCGAGGAUCUCGACGAGGCCAUCAACCUCUACCGGGAUUCACUUCAGUUAAGGCCGCAUGGCCAUCCGUUUCACUAUCAAGCUCUUAUCAAUUUGAGCUCGGCGCUCCGUUCUCGUUUCGCGCAAACUCGGAAGAAUGAAGAUAUCGAGGAGGCCAUUCGACUCUGCCAAGAGUCGUUGGAGUCUUUGCCUUCACUGCACCCAAGUAGAUAUUUCAGCUACAUGUGGCUGAAGAAUGCCUACGUGUCUCGUUACCAAGUGCAACGCAACCUCGCCUAUUUAUCGCUCGCUGUGGAGAACUUCAGACUGGCAUCGAGACACCCCACUCAGGGCUUUCCAAAUCGCAUUACAACGGCCCGGAACUGGAUCGCCAUAGCAGAGCAACACAGUCAUACAUCUACAUUGGAGGCCUACAUCACAUGUUUCGACCUUCUUGACGGUCAUUUGGCGACACGAUCGUCAAUAAUUUCACGGCGCGAAGCUGCCGCUGCCUUCAGCGGUGCCAGAUCACUGCCUGUAGAUGCAGCAUCAUGUGCCAUCCGCCGUGACAAUCUACGCCAUGCAGUGGAGCUCGUGGAGCAGGGUCGUGGCCAGCAGUGGUCGCUGGCCUCUCGAAUCAGGACUCCGCUGGAAGACCUGAAGCUUGCAAGUCCGGAACUAGCUCACAGGCUCUUGGAAAUUAACCAGCGCCUGUCUGAUGCUCAGGGUUCUGCCGGCAGCACUGACCGAGCUGCUGCUGAUCGAGCAGCAAUACAGUACAGAAGACUUCAGCAACAGUGGGGAGCAGCCGUAGUUGAGAUCCGUAAUUUUAAAGGUUUCUCGCGGUUCCUGCUGCCGCCGUCAUAUGAAGACUUGCAACCGGCGGCGCGUCAUGGUCCAGUCAUCAUCCUCGUUGCGAGUCAAUACUCGUGCAGUGCCAUCGUUGUCCCAACAUCAGGAGAGCCCCACCACGUUCAAUUCCCGCGCGUCACUCUCACACAUCUAGAGAACCUCAAGAGUGACUUCGCCAGGGAGAUACGACUUGCAUCUUUUAUGCGCCCAGAGGAGACAAGGAAGGAAUUGCAAGUCCUCUUGCGGACAGUAUGGGACGAGAUCAUGUUACCCAUUGUCAUCGUCCUCCAGCGUGAUCUCAGAAUAACGAGCGGCUCUCGAAUCUGGCUGUGUCCAACUGCAACCUUCACUUCCAUUCCUCUCCACGCAGCUCACCCCUUUCGAACGAAGGAAGACGGACGGCGUGAACUAUGCCUUGAGGAUGUCUAUAUCUGUUCUUACACACCGACACUUUCAGCUCUGAUCAGAUCUAGACAGAUGAUGAAGAAACGUGUGACUCCGUCAUUCGUUGCAAUCGGACAAAGUUCACCGGGCGCGGGGCAAGGCGAGGCGCUGUUGACUAUUGAUAGCGAGCUUGAGCUCGUCCACAAACUCGUCCCCGCGACAGCCAAUCCCACCACUCUCUCCGGCGACGACGCCAGGCAAGCAGGUGCACUCGAUGCUUUACAACGCAACACUUGGGUGCACCUCGCUUGUCAUGGGAAGCAGGAUCGCGAGCAGCCUUACCAUUCAAGUUUCGCCAUGAAAGACAAACCUCUCACGUUGCUCGAUAUCAUGGAGAAAGACAUUCCUCACGCUGAGUUCGCAUUCUUGUCGGCGUGUCAUACCGCUGUUGGUGAUGAGAAGACACCGGACGAAGUCAUCCACCUCGCAGCUGGACUCCAAUUUUCAGGGUUCAAGAGCGUCAUUGGCACGCUGUGGGUGGUCGACGACGCUGUCGCGAAACACGUUGUCGAAGCUUUCUACAAGAAGAUGGUCAAGGGUUUGGAGGAUGGUGAUAUGAUGGACUGUACGAAGGCGGCCUGGGCACUCAACCGUGCUACAAACGCCGUAAAGACGAAAGUUCCGCUUGAGCAGAGGAUGGUUUUCAUACAUAUUGGUGUGUAGUUCUAUGUCUCAUUGUUUCGAUAUCGUACAGUUCUUCAGGUUAUUCUCUUCGGUCUAUGCUGUACUUAAAGUUGUAGGAAUUACUGUACUAGCCUAAACAAUGUGGGUUACCGUGG